Molecule: messenger RNA, 183 nt
Organism: Penicillium manginii
Lineage: Eukaryota; Fungi; Ascomycota; Eurotiomycetes; Eurotiales; Aspergillaceae
Exons: 1
Coding region: 1-183 (60 amino acids)
Source: RefSeq, a predicted model, not a curated record
AUGGCCCCUCUGCUCGUUCGGUCGGCUCAGGAAGAUGAGCACCAACACUGGACCGACCCCAUCCUUUUCGAGGACACUCGAGCCAGACUGGAACAUUUCCGUCGUUCUGGAUGGCUACCUCCAAACUUCAAACCGAGGACUUUACUAGGUAUUGCCGUUGUCGAGCGCUACUGGCGAAAGUGA